UCUGGCACCAUGACGCCUGUCCGCUUGGUGGUGGCUCUGAUUUUAGGGGCGCUCCCUGAAGCCGUCAGCUCCGAUCCGGUCCUCGGGUACCCCCUCCACUACCGCCAUCGCCAUCCGCCCCCCGCGGCUCCCCGCUUUCCCUACUACCUUCCCCCCCUGCAGCGGCCUCCGAGGCCGCCCGCGUCCCUGCGGGCGCACGCCCCGCGGCCCGGGCCGGCGCCGGGUGCGCAGCACGGGCUCCCCCUUCACGUGGGGCGCGCAUCCCGGCCGCACCCCGGGGACUGCCCUGCUGGCGGGCCCUGGGUCAACGUGACGGACUUCGGCGCCCCUUGUCUGCGCUGGGUGGACGUGCCAUCCCCGCUGGAGCGGUCGCCCCCGGAGGGCUGGGCUCCCCUGCGAGGGCAGCGCCACAACUUCUGCCGGAGCCCCGAAGGCGCGGGCCGGCCCUGGUGCUUCUUCCGCAACGCCCGGGGCCAGGCGGACUGGGGCUACUGUGACUGCGGACACGGGUUGGUCCGGCUGCGAGGCGGCCCAGAUGGGUCGGAAGGCCUGGUGGAGGUGUGGACCGGAGGGGCCUGGGGGGCCAUAUGCAGCAGUCGCUGGGAUGACGCCGGGGCCACUGUCGUCUGCCACCAGCUGCAGCCCGGAAGAAAAGGGGUAGCGAAACACACCCCGUUUUCGGGCCCGGGCCCUGUUCCCGCCCACUGGGGCGACGUCCGCUGCCGCGGGGACGAGGAGGACCUGCUGCUCUGUGAGAGGGACGCCUGGCGGGGCGGGCCGUGCCCUCCGGGGAUGGCAGCCGCGGUCCGGUGCAGCUUCUCCCCUGGCCCAGCGUCCCCGGUCCUGCGCCUGGCCGGCGGCAGCAGUGAGCGCGAGGGCCGCGUGGAGGUGUUCCACGCCGGCCAGUGGGGCACCGUCUGUGACGACCAGUGGGACGACGCGGACGCAGAAGUGGUCUGCAGGCAGCUGGGCCUCAGCGGCGUGGCCAGAGCCUGGACCGAGGCCCAUUUCGGGGCGGGGGCCGGCCCGGUGCUUCUGGACGAGGUGCGCUGCACGGGCAACGAGCUGUCGCUGGAGCAGUGUCCCCGGAGCCCCUGGGGGGAGCACAACUGCGGCCACGGAGAGGACGCGGGGGUGUCCUGCACCCCUCUGACGGACGGGGUCCUCCGACUGGCAGGUGGGAAGGACAGCCGCGAGGGCCGCCUGGAGGUGUUCCACGGGGGGCAGUGGGGCACCGUCUGCGACGACGGCUGGACCGCGCUGAGCACCGACGUGGCCUGCCGGCAGCUGGGCUUCAAACACGGCAAGCAGACCUCCGCAGACGCCUUUGAAGAGAGCCGGGGGCCCAUCUGGCUGGAUGAGGUCAGCUGCCUCGGGCAGGAGCCCCGCCUGCUGCAGUGCCUCAGGGCGCCGUGGGGCCAGCACGACUGCAGCCACCGGGAGGACGUGGCCGUCGCCUGCUCGCCUGGAGGCCACCAACACCGGCCACCUCUGGGUUUUCCCAUCAGACUGAGGGGCGGGGAGAACAAGAAAGAAGGGCGAGUGGAGGUCUUCCUCGGCGGCCGGUGGGGCACCGUCUGCGACGACGGGUGGACGGACGCGGACGCGGCUGUGGCCUGCCGGCAGCUGGGCUACAGGGGUCCUGCCAGGGCGCGGGGCCUGGCGUACUUCGGGGAGGGAGGAGGGCCCAUCCACCUGGACAACGUGGGCUGCACGGGCACCGAGGAGUCCCUGGCCGACUGCGUCACGCAGGACGUCGGGAGGCACGACUGCCGCCACGGCGAGGACGCGGGCGUGAUUUGUGGUUAUCUGGACAGGAAAGCCCCCGGCAACGCUGACAAAGCGUCCCCGCCGUCCACCUGUGGGCUCCGGCCGCUGCGCCGCCGGCAGAAGCGGAUCGUCGGUGGGAAAAACUCCUUAAGGGGCAGCUGGCCGUGGCAGGCGUCGCUGCGGCUCAGGUCGCCGCGGGGAGACGGCCGGCUGCUGUGUGGGGCCACGCUCCUGAGCAGCUGCUGGGUGCUGACGGCCGCACACUGCUUCAAGAGGUACGGGAACAGCACUCGGAGCUACGCCGUCCGGCUCGGGGAUUAUCACACUCUGGUGCCCGAGGAGUUCGAGGAGGAGGUGGCGGUGCAGCAGAUCGUCCUGCACCGGGCGUACCGGCCGGACAGCAGCGACUACGACAUCGCGCUGGUCAGACUCCAGGGCCGGCGGGGGCGGUGCGCCAGGCUCAGCCGCCACGUGCUGCCCGCCUGCCUCCCGCUCUGGAGGGAGCGACCCCAGAAGACGGCGCCCCGCUGCUACAUCACUGGCUGGGGAGACACAGGACAGGCCUACCCCAGAACUCUGCAGCAAGCGGCCAUCCCCCUGCUGCCCAAGAGGGUCUGUGAGGAGCGCUACCAGGGCCGGUUCACGGGACGCAUGCUCUGCGCUGGGAACCUCCAGGGACACAGACGCGUGGACAGCUGCCAGGGUGACAGCGGAGGACCCCUCGUGUGCGAGCGGCCGGGAGCCAGCUGGGUGGUAUAUGGGGUGACCUCCUGGGGGCACGGCUGCCGUGUCCAGGAUUCGCCCGGCGUGUACACCAAAGUCUCGGCCUUUGUGCCUUGGAUAAAAAGUGUCACCAAAGUGUGACUCAUGGGAACCUCAAGGGAAAACAGUAUUUAAAGAAUCUGUUGGAGAUUUCCAACCUUCACAUGGGUGCUCGGCCAGGGGUGCCAGCAGAUGGGGACCGAGGUCCCCGAUGGUGGUUCAGGUUGAAGACUGUGUGCACCGCCCCCCC
Artibeus jamaicensis (Jamaican fruit-eating bat) is the source of this 2782-nucleotide messenger RNA. It is a transcript of the gene PRSS12, whose product is annotated as serine protease 12. Gene Ontology annotation, molecular function: serine-type endopeptidase activity. The record is from RefSeq and is a predicted model, not a curated record. Lineage: Eukaryota; Metazoa; Chordata; Mammalia; Chiroptera; Phyllostomidae. The transcript is spliced from 13 exons. Gene Ontology annotation, cellular component: membrane. The coding region runs from base 10 to 2634 and encodes 874 amino acids. Gene Ontology annotation, biological process: proteolysis.